CAAGCGCCGAACUACCCCACGACGUGGUCCGCGAGCCAGAGCGCGCGCCCGACGCAGGGGAGCGGGCCGCGCUUCGAGCAGGUCAUCAUGGAGCUGCAGCCGCAGCCGCUGAGCGCGAUGCAGAUGAUCGCGGACGAGCCCGUGCGGCUCGUGCACGCGCGCAAGGCCGUGUGCGACGGCGGCUCCGGCCCGCUCGGGCACCCGAAGAUCUUCAUCAACCUGGACAAGCCCGGCCCCAAGGCAUGCGGGUGA
Molecule: messenger RNA, 252 nt
Organism: Heterobasidion irregulare TC 32-1
Lineage: Eukaryota; Fungi; Basidiomycota; Agaricomycetes; Russulales; Bondarzewiaceae
Exons: 3
Biological process (GO): mitochondrial electron transport, NADH to ubiquinone
Source: RefSeq, a predicted model, not a curated record